Cladocopium goreaui is the source of this 2306-nucleotide messenger RNA. NCBI's taxonomy places the organism in Eukaryota, Dinophyceae, Suessiales, Symbiodiniaceae. The record is from the annotation of a GenBank genome assembly.
AGGGAAGAAUCGCUGGAGGUGCAAGUCUCCCAAGGAAGUUGAUGCAUGGUUUGCCGCGUUGCAUCGUCCUUUGCACCGCACUUAGCGUUGCUGAAUCUUUGGGAAGAGUCAUCCCUAGGGGCGCCUCCCCGCUUCAGAGCAUGGCGAAACCAUCAGUACCGUUAUCUAUCACUUCCACUGGCCCCACAAGCACGGUGCGACCAGUGUUGUUCUUUGUGCACGGCUGGCCAGAUGAUGCGAGCGUCUGGCGUGCGCAGGUCGAAUACUUCAAAACGAAGUAUCACUGUAAGUGCGUCACCAUGCCGCACUUCGGCGGAAGAGAGAUGUCCUUCCGCCUUGGGCAUCGGGAGGAGGGCUACAAUUUCUACGAGCUUGCAGACAUCUUGGCCGAGAACAUUCGAUCGGAGUGCAGGACACCUGUGAUCCUGAUAUUACACGACUGGGGCUGCAUCUGGGGAUUCCUAAUGCAGGCUCGAUAUCCAGGCUUGGUCAAAAGCAUCGUUGCUUUGGAUGUUGGUCAACCCUCCUGCGUGACAGGCCUCGACAAAGCACUCGGGGCAUUCUUUGCAUAUCAGUUCCUGCCUUUGGCCGCCUUCUUCAUCAUACGAGCUACGGCUCGCCUUGGACCGACGCUUCGCGACUGGGGCCGCUGGGUGGCGGACGGCGCGAUCCGCGGCUUCAUCUGGCUGGCGGGGCAUGGCAGCCGAAGCAUCACGGCGGAUGCAUCCUAUCCAUACUUUCACUACCUGAAAGGCCAAGGAUUUCGAGAUGCGCCAAAAGUGUCUUCAGGUGCCACCCUGCCGACCGUGCCAUCCUGUCCCUGUCUUUUCAUGUAUGCCAAACGGAAGCCUUUCAUGUUCCACAGCAAGGCUUGGGCAGAACAUUUGAAGAAGCGUUCAGACUGCCAUGUGAUUCCCGUGAACGCAGGCAUGAAGGGUCAUUGGCUGCAGGUGGAAAAAGCCCAAGAAGUGAACGAAGCGAUCGAGAAGUGGUUAAAAGCAUCAGCCUGGCGUAGCCUGUUGGGUCUGGCAAGGCCAAAGAAGUUGGUCGGAAAGUCGCCUUUCUUCCGUGCCGCAGGGAGUGGUGCGGCAGGUCCCAAAGAUGUGUCCAAGCUCUUUGAAGAGAUCGAUACGGACGGCGAUGGCCAGCUAAGCAGGGAGGACCUAUUGCCUUACCUUCGGGACUAUUUGGGUUUUGGUCAUGCAGAAGUCUUGAACUUUCUGGAGGCGCAUCGCAGCUCGAACUCAGGGGUGGACCUGGCUGACUUUAAGCGCGGGCUCGAAGAGCUGAAUCCCUAUGCGGUACACAAUCGGGAUCACAAGCUGAUCGUGCGAAAACCGCACGCUUUUGGCGGCAUCGAAGGGGUGGACUUCCACUUGGAGGACUGCACUGGGUGCACAUGUCUCAUUUGCGACAGAUCAGAGGAGUUCAAAGUCGACGCCUUGACGAACUGUCGCGUGCUCAUCGGGCCAUGUAGCUCUUCCACCUUCAUUCGAAACUGUGAAAACUGUACCUUUUGGGUGGCUACCAAACAGUUUCGCGUCAGAGACUGUUCUCACUGCACCUUCUAUUUGCAUUGCCACACCGAGCCGGUGAUCGAAGCGUCGAAGGAUUUACGCAUUGCGCCGUUUCAUGCCACGUAUCCGGGCUUGAAGAAACAAUUCCAAGACGCCGGCUUCGAAGCGAAGCUGAACUUUUGGAAUGCGGUCUAUGAUUUCACGGGAAACAGCAAACAUGCCAACUGGAGUAUUCCAGCCCUGGAUGAGUGCGAAAAGCUGGUCGUGACCUUUGAAGGUUCGGACGAAAUACCAGAAGAAGCCACACCAGAGCUUACUCAGGAGCUGCUGGUGGCAGAUCCCUUGGAGAGCAGUGAAUCGCAUGGGCAGUCAGUGGCCAGCGUGCCGCAAACAAGGCCUCAAGCGCCCGCGAGUCCCAGCCCCAAACGACUGCGGCGGUGCAUCUCGGAUGCGGCACAGGAGAUCAGUGGUCGCUUGGAGGCUGUGAUGCUCUCGGAGCGUGAGGUGACGCACAGCAAAAUGCUUCCGAAGAGGGGAGAAGAGGUGCAGAGGCCGGAAAAGAAGGCGGACACGGUCGAGGAGGUGGAGAUUCUCGACAUGGAUGAGAACUUGGAGAGGCCCCAACAGGCCAAAGACCUGGCUUUAGGUCCGACAGGUUCUUGCACUGGAUGCCUUGGUUCCUCGAAGGCUCGCGCGGCUGCUUGGUCUACACCAGGUGCGGGCGAGCCGCCAAAUCGUUCCCGGCCACUUGGGGGCUUGAGGCGCAGCCACAAAUGGCAACCCAUGUAA